Procambarus clarkii (red swamp crayfish) is the source of this 4282-nucleotide messenger RNA. Lineage: Eukaryota; Metazoa; Arthropoda; Malacostraca; Decapoda; Cambaridae. The record is from RefSeq and is a predicted model, not a curated record.
GCCUGUAUCAGACACCCCAGCAGUGUUGUCAACGCCGCGCCCACCACGCUCCUCGGGGAGAACACCUGCGGCGUCACUCUCUCCUUAGUCGUACCCUGGCGUCAGCAGGUGUUUGUUGAGCUCCAGACUCGUGUGGGACAUUGUAUUCUCGACACGUGUUAUGUAUUGAAUGAUAGCAUACAAAGAUGUCGACCCAGGUUACAGUUCAUAGGAUGGUGACCACCACCACCACUUCAGCUUUCCUCAUUAAUGUUGGAUACCUCAAGACAUUCCCAGGCAUUCUUAAAAUAUUCCAGAUUAUCCUGGGAUGUGUAGCAGUUGGCAUAAUUGGACACUAUAUCCACUGGUCUCAAAGAUCAGACAGUCUUGUGCCAGAGCUCUUUUUCCUGCUGAUAGCAACAGCAUGCCUCAUCACCACCUCUCUCCUCCUCUUCUCCUGCAUAUGUUCCAUUGCUACCGCCUCCAUCAUCCCCAAGACCCUUUUUGAGACGAUGUAUCACAUAGUGGCAUCAUUGCUUUACUUCGCCAGUGCCCUUUACCUCCUCAUUUACCUGACCAACAAAACUUACCGGGACAGCCACUAUGUAGCUAAGACGGCUGCCAGUGUUGUCCUGUUACAUGGUACACUGUCCUACCUUCUAGUGUGUUCUUCUAUUAACCUACUGAGGGAAGUGGUGUCCAGGAACGAAGGAUAUAAAAUAUACGAGAAAGGCUACAGCUCUAAAAUAUUUUCAGGGGCUCUGGGACUGGUGAACUGUGCUCUCUAUAUCCUCUCCAGCAUCUACUCUGUCAGGACCUUCCGCCGAGGUUAAUUAUUGACUGCUCCUUCAAUUGAACAAGAUUCAUUGAGGAUUGCAGGAAAUUCUCCUUAGGAGCACCUUUUAUUUAGAUCUACUGCAGAGAUUGAUUGUUUCUGGAAUAUAAUUUAUGAUUAAAAUUUAAAGCUUUUGCCAGAGCUUAAUUUUUGGGAGCUAAAUCUAGAACAGUGUCAUGAUGUCAAGGUCAGCACUUCAGUGGGGGCCCCCUUUCUCUGAAAAACAUUGGUAUCCUUCAGUAAAACCAAUGUUAUCUAUGUUGACAUUUUCCAUUCAUCCAGGCAGUUUGAAAAUUUCUUUUAUAAGAAUUCAAUCGGUGAUUUGUUGGUUUUAAGUCCUAAGCAUAAUAAACAUCUUAAUAUAUUUACAUCUCUACAACUCUGUAACUACAGUAUUCUAAUUACAGAGAAUUAGUUAUUAUAUACUUUAUAAUAAUAAAUUACUUAAUGCAAUAAGAUGAGAGUCAUUCAGCUUUACAAAUCUUUGUAUGGCCCAAUUUGUUUACUGUAUUUAAGUGUAAAGACCUCUUCAUCAAAAAGACAUUAUUUCACUAGAGAAAAUUCAACACUGGAUGACUAUAAUUAUCCAAAAAAUAUCAGUAAGUACCUUAGCAGGAAAGGCUGUCCGACUGACAACUUUUGAGUCACUCACACAUUUAGGGUAUUGGGUAAAUUACUGAAUAUAAACCCUGGCCUUAAGAGGUCUAAUGAGAUAGGUUAAACAUUUAAAGCUAUUUUGCACAAUAGACAGCAAGAGGUUUUUCUUCCCUUCUUAGAGUAAUAAGGAAACAGUCUGUCCAACAAAGCUGGAAAGACUCCUCAGGAAGAGUUGGGGGUGUUCUCUACACAACCAUGGGCUUCCUGGCCCCACGAUGACCUUCAGAAAUAAUGGUCAGUAGGUUAAUACAGGUAAAUCAACAAAGUGUUCUUCAUGAAUCUAGAAGUGUACAUAAAUUAUUUUCUGUUGAAAUUGCAAAUAAUUAAACAUUAAUUGUUCAUCUUUGUCUUAUGUCUGUUAGUGUACAUAGUGUAUUGGAUUUUAAGUUUAAAUAAAUAUUAUUUAAAAAAAAAAUAUUUCUGACUAUAAAAAUGUUCAGAAUAUUGUGCAAGACAAAAUCAUGGUCAUGCCGUAGAAAAUUUUAAUCAAACUUUAAUGAUUUAUGUUAAGUGUGUUUAGUUCUUGCUUUCCAUACGAAGCCUAACACAGUGUAUGGGACAGCAUGCCAACAUCAUUGUCUUCAGGCUUGGUGUCUUUGUAUUACUAGUUGUUUAAGCAUGGAGAUGACAUUUUAUUCUCAGAGUUUCACUUUCUCAUAAAUUUUCUACAUACAGUAUAUUCUACAGUAGUUAAUACAAUAUUUAUAUUUUUCCACAAAAAUGCAAGUGUUGACUUUAUACGUCAUACAGAGAGCUCUCUUAUUUUAUACUCUUUUUACCAGUUCUAAUAAUAAAAGUCAGAGUAAUAUAAGCUAUGUAGUAGAGUGUAAUGAAGCAUGCAGUGUUUCACAGACCUUCCUUAAUAUUUAUGGGUAUAGUGAGUAGGGCUCGGUAGUCAUGAGGCUCAUUCAUGAUCAUGUGCUGAGACUAGUUGAGAGAGAGGAAUGUGUUUAAUAUUGUACAACUUUAAUUAAUAUUAGCUGACUGCAUAAAAUGAGCGCUCAUAUCCUAAGAAGCUUUCUCAAUUUCUUGUCUUGUACUACAUAGUACUGUUUUCAAUUACCUUGACCUUAUUUUCUUGCUCUUAAUAAAAUUUUCAAAGGUGAUCUUUUGUGUUACAAUGCAUUUAUUAUGACUACAAUUAUAGAGAUGAUUCUCUCAUUUGAAGAUGUUAAUAUGGCACUAAAACAGUACAAUAAUUUGAUAAUUGACACCAUAAGGUAUGUCAGUCAUGGAACAAUGUGCAGUGUACAAUGUAACUUAUUGUUUAAAAAUAAAGUUUUCUUUUUAACGUGACAAUUAGUUUGAAAAUUGUAUUUUGUUUCUGCUGAAGAUUAUGUUGUUUAGAAUUGUAAUACUAAGCUGAUUUUUUAAAGCAGGUGUGGUUCCAAGACAAAUGUUCAGACAAGUUUAAUAUACAGUAGUUUAAAAUGUUUAAAAGCUUUAAUUUCCAAGGAAAAAUGUUUUGUACGGUAAGUUUAAUUUUAAUGUAAAUUAUUGUUAGCAAAUAGUUAAAAACAAAUUUUUUAGCAAGAUUAGCUUUAAAGUCAAUUAUUAGCAAGUCUGGCUCUUGAGCAAAUUUUUGGGCAAUAACAUUUUAAAUAUGUGAAAUGAAUGUUAUUGUGCAUUUUAAAAACUGUAAAUGUCUUGGUACAAUACAGUAUAGUUAAGACUGUCAAAAUGUGUAGACACUGUUCUGUUCUCAAUCCAAACAGGUAACUCCACAGAAACAUAUGUUUAAUUUUUUUUAUGUGAAGCUGGAAGCAGAUAAUCUUUGCAGAGUAGAUAUUGGUAUGUGAGAAUUGUCCAUAAUUUGUUUUUCUUAAGUAGAUUAAGUUAUCAUGCAAUGUCAUAUAUCACAUGCUAUAAAUGAAGUGACAGAUGUCACAUGCAGUAAAUGACAAGUAUAAAUAUUUUGCAUAUGAAUAUAUUGAGAUAAAUGACUUUUCAUAAUUUAUUAUUGUAUUGGUAAACUGAAUUGUUACAGAUGAUAUUCAUUAAUGUAAGCAAGGACAAACAGUGAAUUGAAAUGUAAAAAUUGCUAUGCACAUCAUUUUGUUCAUUUACGGUAUGUUGAAAAUGUCUGUUUUCAAAAUGCUUUUAAUAUAUUAUGCAGUACUGUACUGUAAUUAGUGUCAUGAUGCUGUAAUAAGUAUUUAAUAAGAAAUUUAUAAAAUAUGUAGGUUACCUUUAAAAUAAAAUGUACAAAUUACAUUUUGUUAAUAAGAAAUGUACUCACGUGUAUGUUAAAAAUUAUUGUUUGCCAUUCUGAAAGAGAUUUUCUAACUUUUCUUGGCUAAUAUUUGUAAUACAGUAAGUAUAAUUACAUUGUAUUUUAAGAUAAUUUUCAUUUAUUAUUUAUGUUUUAACCUUAUUAAUCUUGGACAGAUCCUCAUUUGUAAUAGAAACUUUUAAAGCAAAUUUGAUAAUUAAUUUAAAUGUCAUGGAAAUUAAUAUCCUGAAAAUAGAUAUCACUGAACAACUUUGGGCAUCGCUACUUAAAAACAUUAAUACUUAAAUAUCAAGAAUAUUGUAUGUCAAGCUGCUGUACUAUUCCAGAGAAACAUUUACUGUUGCACAAAAAUAAUGCUGAAUGUUAAUCCAAGUUACCUGAGGAAAGUUAUGGGUGCUAGUCACUCUUGUGACAAUAUUUAUUCUCUACAUUACAUUGUAUUACACAUUUUAUCUGCACCAAUUUUGGCUAAGUUUUCCUGGCAUAGUAUAAUGCAUAUCUAGUCGCAGUUCAAGUACAGCACUUGUAUUGCCUUAAUUGUAAUAGAUAUGUAAAAAUAAAUAUAUAUAAACAAUUCA